UUAUUGAUGUUCAAGCCCCUAUUUGGCUAUUUCCAUUCUCCGAUUCCAAUUCCCACUCGCCAAUGGUUUGCUGAAGUGAACCUCUCCUUCACUUCCUUUUCCUCGAAUUAUAAGCUAUCACUCUUAUCUCCCCUUCUCUCUUACUGAUUUCUGACCAAGGACAAAUCACAAAUAUCAAAUACUAAUUACUUCAAAGAUUGUAAGAUGAUAUCAAGCUAGCAUGCUGCUAAUUUUCUGGAUAUAGUAUGCUAUAAAACCUGUUUGUUUUAAGUUCAUUCAUCAAUUUCAUUAUGCUGAUAAUCUUCACGAUGAUUUAGAACCUUUCUGUAGUAUGUAGUUGUAUCUAGUUCUUUACUGGAUUUCUUCUAUACAAAUUACUGUCUCUGUAAUACAUGAGAAGAUAUACCUUAUUUUGUCCAAGGAUUUUUUAUUGUAUCAACUUCAAAGGCCUUGUUUCUGUAAUAAAAAGUCAUGAUCAAUCUUGGAUUUCCUUGGGAGCUCAAGCUGAGUGUCUGUCCACUGAGUGUAAAGCAGAAAGACCUUUUGAUGCAUCUCAAAUACCCAACUACUAUUCUAAAUAUCGGGUUUUCGAGACAAGCGAACAAGCAGUGGAGCUUGUUCGACAAGGUUGUCGAAAACCCAAUCCACUUUUCUAUAAUAGAUGGUUGCAGAAAUGUGGGGAGUUGGGUGACCUUAGAGAAGGAAGUAUUGCUCAUACCCAUGUCCUUAGAUCUGAGUUUAAGGAUGAUAUUAGUAUCAACAAUAAUAUCUUUAACAUGUAUGUUAAGUGUGGCAAUUUAAGUGAGGCUUGGAGAUGUUUUGAGGAGAUGCCUUUUAAAGAAACCAACAAUUGGACUUGUAUGAUUAUUGCUUUUACACAAAAUGGUAGGCCCGAGGGUGGUCUUUCUUUGUUACCGAAGAUGAUACGUCUUGGCUUGAAACCAAGCAAAUUCACCUUCUCUAGCCUCCUCAAGGCCUCUUGUAUAAUCUCUAGUUUUAAGCAUGGUAUGCUUUUGCACACCCUUUGCAUCAAAUAUGGUAGUGAUUCUAAUGUCUAUGUUGGAACUUCUCUUUUGUAUAUGUAUGCGAAGAGUGGAUUUUUAGAUGAAGCGCAGUCGAUAUUUGAUGGGUUAAUGAGUAAAAAUGAGGUUUCUUGGAAUGCCCUAAUUGUCGGCCGUACUAGAAAGGGUGAAGGAGAGAAAGCUAUUGGUUUGUUCCAAAGAAUGAAAAGAGAGAACUUUGAGCCUAAUUGUUUUACAUAUUCCAGCUUGCUCAAUGCAUGUGCUGGUAUAGGAGUUCUGGAGCAAGGAAAAUGGAUACAUGCUCAUAUAUUAAAAUCCGGGGAGAAGCCUUUUGAUUUUGUUGGAAACACUCUUCUACAUAUGUAUGCGAAGUGUGGGAGCAUUGAGGAUGCUGAAAAGGUAUUUACUAGAUUGAGGGAUAGAGAUGUUGUUUCAUGGAAUUCGAUGCUAAAUGGAUAUGCCCAACACGGGUUAGGACACAAAUCAUUGGAGCAGUUCGAAAACAUGUUAAAAACCGGUAUACAACCCAAUGCAAUAACUUUUCUUUGCUUGCUUGCUUCUUGUAGCCAUGCUGGGCUUGUAGAACAAGGACAAUAUUACUUUGAGAUGAUGGAGGAAUAUGGCUUAGAGCCUAAAAUAGAGCAUUAUGUGACAAUGGUUGAUUUAUUGGGUCGAGCGGGUAAACUUGAUCAAGCUCUAGGGUUUAUUAGGAAUAUGCCCAUUGAACCUACUGCAGAGAUGUGGAAAUGUUUUCUGGGUGCAUGUAGGAUGCAUAGAAACCUGGAUUUAGGUGUUUACGCAGCUGAACGGGUUUUUGAACUAAACCCUUAUGAUUCAGGCCCUUAUGUGAUACUAGCCAAUAUGUAUGCUUGGGCGGGUAGAAGAAAUGAUGUUGCUAGGGUGCGACAAAUGAUGAAGAGGACUCGGGCGAGAAAAGAACCUGCUUGUAGCUGGGUGGAGGUCGAAAAUGUAGUCCAUGUGUUUGUCGCCGAUGAUGAUACUCAUCCUCAGAGCAAACAGAUCUAUGAUAUGUGGGAAAGUAUUUGUACAAAAAUAAAAAAAAUUGGACAUGUACCUGACCCUAGUCAGGUUCUGUUGUUUGUUGAGGAUCAUGAGAAGGAAGUAAAACUGCAGCAUCACAGCGAAAAGCUAGCGUUGGCCUUUGCGUGUUUGAACACACCACCUUAUACCACUGUCCGAAUCAAAAAGAACAUUCGAGUAUGUAGUGAUUGUCAUUCGGCAUUUAAGUUUGCAUCACUAGUAAUCGAUAGAGAAAUUAUAUUGAGGGAUACGAGUCGUUUCCACCAUUUUCGAAAUGGUUCUUGCUCUUGUGGGGAUUACUGGUAACACUGAAUAUCCCAAAUUGUUCUGAAUACAUGAUAUUGGAGUAACAGGAGUUAUGUACUCACAAAGAUGAGAUAAUGGUGGGUAAAAAGCAUAAGGCUAAAUUUGUAGCUUGAAGAUAGCCCAAUUGUUUUCAAUUGAUGCCACACAAAGCGUCUAUACAUAUGAAGAACAUUCUCGAUUCCUCAUUGAUCACCCGAGGAUUUGCACAAUUACCAUUCGAAGCUGUAAUCUCGGAUAGCCCAUUUUGCUAGGUAGACUUUGUGGUGGUAUUUUGGAACGAGAUAUAUCAUUUUUUGAUAUCGUGUUAAGGCUAGAGAGUUCCCUAUAAGGCUGGAAGGAGAAUCAAUUUAUCAUGUAUGUGUAUGUGGUGAGAAUCGAACCUCUCUUCAAUGAUGGAAAGAAUUGCUUCAAGUUCAAAACCAGGUCAAUCCAUGAUUCUCGGAAAGAAAGGGUUUUUCAUGACGGUGUUUAUUUGAGGGUGAUUUUGUGUGGUUCCCUCGUGAAAUGAAGUGAUAUGCCAAUAAGUGCACGCGAAGGUAAUACAACAAUAAUGUCAGAGUCUUAGUUUCAAAAGAUUGGGGGUCGGCUACAUGAACCAAUGCUCCAAAUCUUCUAACAAUGCUCCAACAGCAGUCUUGAAAAUUUUGGGCCCCGUACAAAACUUACAUUGUGCCUUAGUUAUAGUAAAUAUAUUUAUUUUAUUAAUAAACUUAGCAUUUUUUUUUAUUAACUUUUUCAUAUACAGGAGAAAGAGGGAGCCCUGUGCGGUCGAUCACCUCGGACACCAACCCCAAAUAUAGAAGUUCUUGAUACAAAGCUGGAAUUACGAAUAUUUGGUACUUAAGAACUGUUUGUGUAAUACGUAUUUAUGAUCAACAUCUACAUGCAUUAGUCAAUAGUUUUGUUGUUUCUGUUGUUUCAGGAUAUCCUUUCAGCCCGAGCAUUCUGCAUACUUUUAUUUGUUUAUGGCAUAAAAUGAACACAUAAAUGUGUUAGUUGCAGCUUUGAAGAAGCUUGUUUAGGGUGGGUCGAACACUCACUCUGCGUUGAAGCAACUCGAUUAUCAUUCUUUUGUGUGUUGGAGCUACUCCAUAUUAGAAGUGUUUUUAAUCUAAUGACUUGGUAUGACUUAGACUUGCCCAUAUUUGAAUUCCUCCUUGUUAUAGCUUUGAAUGUUGAAUUUCAUCGAAGAGUUUGGAAAAACAAGAAAAGGGAUAUACUUCUUCCAAUUUAUUAUACUUGCUAUAUUUUAUUUUUUAUGCGAUAUAAUGCGUUAUUAAGAUCAUUGUAUAUCUUGAUUUAUGUAAAACAAAAAAUUAUAAAAAUUAACAUUAUGAAAAUAUACGAUUAAACGAUUUAUAAACAAUACUCCCUCCGAACCAAUUUAAGUGUCUCAUUUCCUUAUUUGGCAAAGUCUUUUUAUUUGUCUCAUUUCUAUUUUUGUCAAUCUUUUUUAGCUAAAUAUCUUUAGUUCACACAAGUAAUUACGAAUAUACCCCCAUAUACCUUACUUACCCAACUGCCUUUCACUACUUACCCUUUACUACUUACCUUUUUAAUGGACCCUACGCCCUCCUUAAUAAUCGUGCCCAAGCAAAUGGGACAUCUAAAAUGGUUGGGAGGGAGUAUUACACUUGAAUAUAUUUUUCCUUACACAUUGGCCGCAAAAUGUAUUAUUGUAUACAAUAGUACUAGAGACUCAAUUCAUCUGUCAUCAUUGUAGUAUUGUUUGAUUGUUAGUUGUCACUUUCAAUGAUAAAAUUUGAUUGUGAAUUGUUUUAUGAGCUACGACCAUCAUUUAUUUGCAAAAGAAACAAAUGAAUCGAAUAAAGUUUACUCUAAUAAUUAGAGAUCUAGUUACACCAUCAAAAUCAGCCUUAAGGACUCUGAGGGUAGAAGGAAACCACAUAAAUUUUUUAUAAAUUCUCGUUUAAAAUGAUCUUAUUGUGAAAUAUUUAUAAACUGAGCUAAAUA
Molecule: messenger RNA, 4343 nt
Organism: Amaranthus tricolor (Joseph's coat)
Lineage: Eukaryota; Viridiplantae; Streptophyta; Magnoliopsida; Caryophyllales; Amaranthaceae
Product: pentatricopeptide repeat-containing protein At3g24000, mitochondrial
Exons: 2
Coding region: 393-2369 (658 amino acids)
Biological process (GO): RNA modification
Molecular function (GO): protein binding; zinc ion binding; RNA binding
Source: RefSeq, a predicted model, not a curated record